UGUACACCCACGAAGAGGACUCUCCCCUACACUCCAUCGCGGGUGGAGCCUCUCUAGCACUCGCCAUGUUUGCAAAUAGCACGAACACGCUCGUUACUGGAGGCACAUUCAUUCAUUCCGAAGGCGACACGAAUGUGGUAUUCGGACAACAUGGUCUUGACCGAUUGCAGACCACGAUUGCGCCAGGCGCAAUGCACAACUCUGGCGAGCGAUUCGACCCUCCCAAGUGCCAUCCCAACACGCGUGUCGCUAUCAUAGAGGAGAUCAUGCGGUGGAUUCGCAACGUAGACCGCGAGCAGUUCAUGUUGUGGCUCAACGGACCUGCAGGCGCCGGAAAGUCCUCAAUCGCCCAGAAAAUUGCAGAGCUCUGCUUUGAGCAUGGCCUCCUCCUUGCCAGUUUUUUCUUCUCCCGAGUUUCGACCGACCGUAACACCGAAUCCCGCCUACCCAACACCAUCGCCUACCAACUGGCACUAAACAUUCCCCUGGUGCGACCUCAUAUCGUCCGCGCCAUCGAACACGACCCAAACUUUUUCUGUCUCAGUCUCGAGGCGAAAAUGAAGAUGUUGAUAAUUGAUCCUCUGAACGAUGCCUUCGAGUCGGUCGCGGAUUUGAAAUUCCUCCCUUGGCCACAUCUCGUCAUCAUUGACGGCCUGGACGAAUGUUACGGAAUAGAAGCCCAAAGACGCAUCCUCGACACCAUUACCACCGCCGUCAAGGUCACCAAAUUCCCUCUCAUAUUUCUCGUCGCCAGCCGUCCUGAAGUACACAUCUCGACGCACCUCGGAAGGGAACCCUUUCGCUCGAGCCUUGGUGAGCUUGUCCUUGAUGAGCGCUACCAACCUCACCUCGAUAUCAGCCUGUAUCUCCAAGACGCCCUAAGCAUGAUACACCGUCAGCAUCCCUUCCGCGAGCACAUCCCAGCCAACUGGCCUUUCCCCCAGCUAGUUGAUAUGAUAGUGCGAAAGUCAUCGGGUCAGUUCAUUUACGCUGCGACUGUUGUCAAAUACGUCGACUCUGUCUACCAUCGCCCCGACGAGCGGCUUGCCAGCAUCCUAGGACUUCAACCACUUGACGACUGCAGCGAAGAUCCUUUUGCCGAAUUGGAUACCCUUUACACAUUUUUUCGGGCGUGGAUAACAUCCAAGCAACACUUCGCGUCCUCGGGCUCGUCAUUUUGUCGAGGGGCGGGUUCAGUACAAGUUCACCUUAGCAAGUUGGCGUCGGUUCUCGAUGCGUCCAAAUACAGAUCACCAGUACAACUCUUCCACGCCUCGCUUUCAGACUUCCUUCUCGAUGAAAGGCGAUCUAGAGCGUACCACAUCAACGCAACAGUGGCUUGCCCGGAGCUACCUACGCAUUCCAACAUGCAGCAUAUCACUGUUCAUUGGCUUCAAGAUAUGACGGCCAACAACUUGGCGGACAGCUCUAUUGCUAGGAUUGUUUCCGCCAUCGAGGUGUUGUCGAAAUGUGUGCAGAAUAUAGACCUUCUGGACUGGGAGGGACCAAGCCCAAAGUCGAACUGGUAUCUCAACUUGGAUUUAUACUUACGAUCCCAGUUUGAGCUCUACCGAGCCACGGACGUGAAACUUAAUUCAUUGCUUGCGCUUCUGACUCUCGAAUGCCCUCAUCAGGCGAUCUAUCCGUACGAUGGCAGUUUGCAUGGUGCCGAAGUCAUGGUUCAUGCGCCCUUACUCGUCUUUUCCAACACCUUUUCUAAUGCUGGGAUCACCCCGAUAGAUUUCGUGUUGGGGUUGUCUCGGUGCCCUGACGUCGGUAUCUUUAUUGACCAGAGUGGACUGGAUAUCCGGCAUUUGCUUACACCGGCUGCUCACUUUGAGAUGGUAUAUGUCGCCCAAAUCCGGCUCAUCUUCCAGGAAUUUUUCAAGCCGGCGGAUCAGGUGUACAAUCAACUUGGCCGUGCUUUUGUUGAGUUCGCCUACACUGCUCAGUGAG
Messenger RNA from Cyclocybe aegerita, 1956 nucleotides. The record is from the annotation of a GenBank genome assembly. NCBI's taxonomy places the organism in Eukaryota, Fungi, Basidiomycota, Agaricomycetes, Agaricales, Hemipholiotaceae.